GGGAAAAGCGAGCAUCAUGAUGAUGAACCGACACCUAGCUGUGUUGUGGCUGGAUGAUUGACUGCAGCAAAGGAAGCAGAUUUCGGUGCAACGGAGUAACAGAGUUUCGGGUUGGAUCCAGUCUGAAUCAGAGUGCACAGAGCAUCACUACUCCAGGCUGCAGGCUGUGUGAAGAGGAAGGAUUUGUGUGUGGUGGACGAUCUAUCAUGAAGCACUUGUCCAUUUCUAAAUGGCUCAGGCAGCUUGGUCUACCGCAGUACUGCACAUUAUUUGAUGAGGAAUAUGAUGGAGUUGAGGACCUGUUGCACUUGACAGAGAUGGACUUGUUGGAGUUGGGGGUUCACAGUCGACUCCAUCGCAUCCACAUCCUCUCAAGCAUCCAAGUUUUGCAGGAGCGAGAGGCCAAAAGAGAACUGAGAAUGAUGGCUGAAGGGAAGUUUGCCAGCUUGCCCAGGAACCUGCACAUGAGCCACCAGUGCACGUUGGCUUCCUCUAUGGACCUGCUGAGCUCUGGCAUGAAAGAGGUGCCUUCCACCAGCUAUCAGGGAAUAUCUAUUCAUGGCACCCUGCCCCGAAAAAAGAAGGGUGUUGCCUCCCAUUCUAGGACAUGGGAGAUGUGUGGGUCACUGCCACACCCAACACGCUGCCGCCUGCCGUCUUCACCACUUAUACACAACAUCAUAGAGGAGAACCAGCCUUUUCAGACACGGAGACAAGACUACACAUUACAGAGGGACGCCGGAGGCAUGGAUCCCACCAUGGAGUAUGUCAAGUUUUCCAGGGACAAGCAUAUCAUGGAUGGAGCUUCAGAGAAGCUACGGCGGGAGCUGGAGGAAGAGCUGAAACAGUGUGGAGAGGAACCUCACAGCCAUGCAUGGUACCAUGGAGCCAUUCCAAGACAGGUGGCUGAGAACUUGGUCCAGCGUGACGGUGAUUUCCUGAUCCGUGACUCACUGUCAAGCCCAGGAAACUACGUUCUGACAUGCCAGUGGAAGAACAGCCCCCAGCACUUCAAAAUAAACAAGAGGGUGGUGGUGAUGAAUGAAGCCUACUCACGAGUACAGUACCUGUUUGAGAAAGAGGGAUUUGACAGCAUCCCAGCUCUAGUGAGAUACUAUGUUGGUAACCGUGAGCCAGUGUCUGAGGUGGUGGGAGCCAUCAUCUUUCAGCCCAUCAACAGGAUGCUGCCAUUGCGGUCCCUCGAGGAGAAGUACGGAGUCGGAUCUGUCCGUACCGAGCCUGGCCACAGAGAAAAGAAGAACCAGAGCUCCAAACGACUGAGCUUGAAUAUCACGAACGGACAAGUCCCAGAUCACACCCAUGGCCGUGGAAACCUUCUUAGCAACAGAGAUAAGUGCGGAAGCCAGCCAGCGUGUCUAAACCACGUUCAGGAGAGGAGACGUCCGCUGAAGACCCAUCAGUCAGAGAGUUUCCUUCCACUCGGAUCAAGGCCUCAGGCACAGAUUCACCAUAUGGAGGCCCAAUCAAGCCCAAAGUCUCCUGUAUUCAGGACAGGCAGUGAGCCAGCCCUCAGCCCUACAGUCCCUCGCAAGAUGGCCUUUGAGACACAAGCAGGCGAGGCCAUCCGUGGUUCUGAUAGUCAGCUCUGCCCCAAACCACCUCCUAAACCCAGCAAAGUACCCUCCAUGAGGCAUCCCCAGUCGCCCUUUGUAGCGCCGGGACCUCCAGCGAAACCUCAGAAACACUGGCCUUUUAACCCACAGCAGUCAGUCAGCCCUGUUAGCCCAGACGUGAGCUACUAUGAGCUGAGUCCAUGUAGUCCAAGUGAUUGGGAAAGGAUCAGCACCUCUAACGGUUAUGUGGACAGGUUGAACGUGGAGGAGAAAAGAAUCAGCGGUGGGAGCACAAAGCUGGAUCGCAGCUCUUACCAUAAUGCCAUCGAAGCCCUGCAGAACAGCAGUGACGAGGAAGACAAAAAGCAGGAGGAAAAACAGAGACAAGUCAAACACGCUAAUGCAAAAAAGUCUAGAGGUUUCCAGAGGCCUGUGUUUGAGAUGGUAUCGGCAUUCAGGCCAGGGGAGGCAGAGUUCAGGUUACUGCCAUCAGAGAAUAAGCCACUGGAAAUGUCUGUGUUGAAGAGAGCUAAAGAACUGCUGGUCAGUCAGGAUCCCAAAAUCAUCGCCAAGCACAUCCUGCAAGUUGACUGUGAGGUUGCCCGGAUUCUAAAUGUUUCAGAUCAAAUUAAAUGUCAGAUGGGUGUAACCUCCGGGCUGGAACUGGUAACCCUACCACAUGGGCGGCAACUCCGUCAGGAUCUCAUGGAAAGGCAUAAUACCAUGGCGAUUGGCGUUGCCGUGGACAUCCUUGGUUGUACAGGGAGCCUUGAAGAGAGAACAGCCACGCUGAACCGAAUCAUUCUGGUCGCCCAGGAGCUAAAAGACUCAAUGGGAGACCUUUAUGCCUUCUCAUCCAUAAUGAAAGCACUGGACAUGCCUCAGAUCACAAGACUGGAUCACACAUGGACCACCUUACGUAGGAAUUACACACACACUGCCAUCCUUUAUGAGAAAUCUCUUAAACCCUUCUACAAAGGCCUGUAUGACGGGAAUGCAGAGGUUCCACUGAGCAGAGCCACUGUGCCACUGUUGAUGCCUCUUCUCACCUUGAUGGAAAGACCAGUAGUUGCAUUUGAGGGCAUGGAGCUCUGGGAAAGCAAUGACCAGGGUUGUGAGAUCAUGCUGCGCCAUCUAGAGGAGGCCCGUGCUGUUUCACGGAACGCUGAUACCUACACCUAUAAUGCCAAGAGAGUCCUGCAAGACUUCAGUCCUAAUGAGGAUAUGUUGGAGAUCCUGAAGACAGACUUCCAGUUACGCCUGCUCUGGGGCAGUAGAGGAGCCGGGGUAAACCAAACAGAACGGCACGACAAAUUCAAACUCAUCCUGACUGCACUGUCCAGAAAACUAGAGCCUCCUGUUAAACAAACAGAACUCUGAGGAAAGCAGACACAGAUCACUUCUAAGCACCAUGUGGAAGCAUGUAAAAUAAUUGCAGAAUACACAUGGCCCUCUUGGGUGGAAGCUCUUUUACAAGUGCUUUGGUACAACACAUCUUCCAUGAACAGUACUGCAUUCCAAAUGACUUUAAUCCAUACACACACUCUGGAAUAAUCCAACUAAUACAAGUUGGUAUUUUUCUGCCCUCUUUACAGUAUUGCACAUGAAGAGUGCUCAGAGAGACAAAGGUACAUGGAGAAUAAAAAGGAAUCGUUCACUUAACAAGUGGUGAUUAAACAAUUUUAAUUAGUUAACUUCAUAACUUAAAGGUUCGAGUUGAUGAAAAGAAGGACACAUGGAUGGAGAACUAUGCAUGUUCUCUAAAUUUUAAAAACGUCUGUUGUAUUUAUACCUUAACAAUUGUCCAGUCAAUGGUUUUAGUCUAGAGCUGUAUUGUAAAGUAUGAUGCGAUUUCAACAACAACUGUGUAAAUGAAAGACGUGUACCUGUAAAACACUGUAUAUAAUUGUUAGUAAGGUAAACAUGCAAAUUUUAAUCCAUGUAAUAUAGUUUAUUUGUAAUUGUCACUUGUGUAAAUAUCUCAAUUUUAAUAUCUUUCUAUGAACUGUUGCAAAUGUAUAGAUAAAGAAAUCUAAAUAAAAUGUCUAACUCAAAGGCA
Molecule: messenger RNA, 3633 nt
Organism: Tachysurus vachellii
Lineage: Eukaryota; Metazoa; Chordata; Actinopteri; Siluriformes; Bagridae
Gene: bcar3
Product: BCAR3 adaptor protein, NSP family member
Exons: 14
Coding region: 54-2954 (966 amino acids)
Biological process (GO): small GTPase-mediated signal transduction; positive regulation of peptidyl-serine phosphorylation
Molecular function (GO): phosphotyrosine residue binding; guanyl-nucleotide exchange factor activity
Source: RefSeq, a predicted model, not a curated record